GCAGGGAUAAGGCAUUCCCAUCAGCAACAACUUUGAAGAACUAGCUCGCUCUCAGCAAACCUUAAAACCCAAAUUCUCAGAAUAAUGUCGACUGAAAAGAAGAUGAUAGUCCUACAGAGCUCGGACAAUGAGACUUUUCAUAUUGAAGAGGCGGUGGCCCUCCAAUCCCAGAUGAUCAAGCACAUGGUGGAGGACGACUGUGCCAACAACACCAUUCCUUUACCUAAUGUCACCGGAGUUAUCCUCGCGAAGGUGCUCGAGUAUUGCCAGAAGCACGUGGAGGAGGGCGGCGAGGAGGCUCUCAGGGCAUGGGACGCAGAUUUUGUCGACUUCGACACGAACACCCUCUUUGACGUCAUCAUGGCAGCCAACUAUUUGAACAUCAAGGGCUUGCUGGAGCUGACCGCCCAGAAAACCGCGGACUUGAUCAAGGGAAAGACUCCUGAAGAGAUUCGCAAGACUUUCAACAUCAAGAACGACUUCCCUCCUUGGGAAGAAGAAGAGAUUCGGAGUAAGAACUCAUGGGCUUUUGAGUGA
Molecule: messenger RNA, 537 nt
Organism: Rosa rugosa (rugosa rose)
Lineage: Eukaryota; Viridiplantae; Streptophyta; Magnoliopsida; Rosales; Rosaceae
Product: SKP1-like protein 1
Exons: 1
Coding region: 85-537 (150 amino acids)
Biological process (GO): SCF-dependent proteasomal ubiquitin-dependent protein catabolic process
Cellular component (GO): nucleus; cytoplasm
Molecular function (GO): cullin family protein binding
Source: RefSeq, a predicted model, not a curated record